This is a messenger RNA of Vicia faba (fava bean), 1401 nucleotides long. The record is from the annotation of a GenBank genome assembly. NCBI's taxonomy places the organism in Eukaryota, Viridiplantae, Streptophyta, Magnoliopsida, Fabales, Fabaceae.
AUGAUUAAUUUUAUGGGAUUGUUCCACACAUUUGUUUUGGUUUGCCAAUUCAUCAUUCUUCAACCCUUUGUUUCUGCUUCAGGAAAUGCUGCUGAUUUGUUUGAGAAAGCAUCCCAAAGUAUAAAAGGGGGACAUUAUACUGAGGCACUCAAUGAUCUAAAUUCUGCAAUUGAAGCAGAUCCAAACCUUUCAAAAGCAUACCAUUACCGUGCUACAGUUCUUCGCCAGUUAUGCAGAUAUGAGCAAUCUGAAAGGAGCUACAAAAAGUUUCUGGAGUUAAAACCCGGACAUUCAGCUGCAGAAAAGGAGCUCUCUCAGCUAUUGCAAGCUCAAAGUGCGUUAGAAACCGCUCAGUCCCUCUACGAGUCAGGAAACUUCACAAAAUCUUUGGAAUACAUUGAGAAAGUUGUUCUUGUUUUCUCUCCAGCAUGCACUAAGGCUAAGCUUCUUAAGGCGAGGUUGUUGAUAGCUGAUAAAGACUAUGAUGGUGCCAUUGCCGAGUCUGGUUUUCUUCUCAAGGAAGAUGAAAACAAUUUGGAGGCAUUGUUGUUACGUGGUCGUGGAUAUUACUAUUUAGCUGAUCAUGAUGUUGCCACAAGGCAUUACCAGAAAGGUCUUCGCCUAGAUCCCGAGCAUAGCGAACUGAAAAAAGCAUACUUUGGGUUGAAAAAUCUACUCAAAAAGAGUAAAAGUGCUGAAGAUAAUGCGAGUAAGGGCAAGCUACGGGUGGCAGUAGAGGAAUUCAAGAGUGCACUUGCUGUUGACCCUGACCAUCGUGCGCAUAAUGUAAAUCUUCACCUUGGCUUAUGUAAAGUGCUAGUAAGACUUGGCAGAGGAAAAGACGCCUUGAACAGUUGUAGUGAAGCUCUUCAUAUCAAUGAGGAGCUUAUUGACGCUCUUGUUCAGAGAGGGGAAGCUAAACUCUUGACGGAGGACUGGGAGGGAGCUGUGGAAGAUCUGAAAUCAGCUGCUCAAAAGUCUCCUCAGGAUAUGAAUAUCCGUGAAGCAUUAAUGAGGGCUGAGAAAGCUUUAAAGAUAAGCAAACGCAAGGAUUACUACAAAAUUUUGGGAAUUUCAAAACAUGCUUCUGCCGCCGACAUAAAACGGGCAUACAAGAAACUUGCCUUACAAUGGCACCCAGAUAAGAAUGUCGACAAUAGAGAAGAAGCAGAGGCUAAAUUCCGAGAAAUUGCCGCUGCAUACGAGGUUCUAAGUGAUGAAGACAAGCGCACAAGAUACGACAGAGGGGAGGACCUUGAAGAAUCAGGAAUGGGAGGCGGCGGUGGUGGCGGUUUCAACCCCUUCGGUGGUGGUGGACAGCAAUUUCACUUUACGUUUGACGGCGGCUUCCCUGGUGGAGGAUUUCCCGGCGGCGGCGGCGGUUAUGAAUUUCAUUUUUGA